CAUGGGUCGUGUACUGGUGCUGUUCAUGUUGCUCUGGAGCUCAGAUAUUGAUGAUAUCCGGUUAUUGGGAGGAUCCAGCCGCUGUUCUGGUGUGCUACAGGUGAAGCGCCAGGCAAAGUGGUCAGAAGUGGAUGAUCAAAACUGGGACCUGAAGUUAGCAGACGUAGUUUGCAGACAUCUGGACUGUGGCUCUGUAGUUCGAGCUUCAUCAAAAAGACGUUCACACUCAUACCCUUUUAGCAGCAUCACACCUUCCUGUCUUGAGUCUGAAACUGGACUAAAGAAAUGUUUAACAAAAAGGUCUAUCCUUGAGCUUACAAGUUUGGAGAUCAUCUGCUCAGACUCUGUCAGGCUGGAGAAUGGGACUAGUCUGUGUUCAGGCAGACUGGAGGUGAAGUCUAACCAGUCUACCCAGCCGUGGUCCUCAGUCUGUGAAGAUGACUUUGACCUGCAGGAUGCAGAGGUGGUCUGCAGGGAGCUUGGCUGUGGGUCUCCUUCAGUCCUCCAGGGGGCGCUCUAUGGAGACAUGGAGGCUCCAGUGUGGACCAAAGAGUUCCAGUGUAGAGGCCAUGAGUCUGCUCUGCUGGACUGUGACAGCUCAGAUAGAAACACCUGCUCUUCUGGCAAAGCUGUUGGACUCACCUGCUCAGAGCCUGAUAAUUUCCAGUUGGCGAGAGGAUCCAGUCGCUGUGCCGGUGGACUGGAGAUGAAGAAAGAGGGAAAGUGGAGUAAAGUGUAUGUUGAUGAUCAUUUUGCCUGGAAUCUAAAGGCAGCAGAUGUAGUGUGUAGACAUCUUGACUGCGGCUCUGUUGUUUCAACAGGGUGGAAAAAGAUGAAUUUAAACACAGAAAUAUGGAGGAUUAGAUCAACUUGCCUUCAAUCCAAGUCUGCAGUUAGGGAGUGUAUAUUAACAAAUUCUUACCCUUCCCCUUCCAACCUGGAGAUCAACUGCUCAGGUAACACCACACCAGGCAAUACUUCAGCUAUCUGUAAUCUCAGUCUUUUCGCUUGCAUUUACAUUUCACAAAUGCUUUUGUUCAAAGGACGUCCAAACGAGCUAGCAUCCAAUCUACAGUAGAUCCAGGAGAAGUC
Molecule: messenger RNA, 1092 nt
Organism: Perca fluviatilis (European perch)
Lineage: Eukaryota; Metazoa; Chordata; Actinopteri; Perciformes; Percidae
Product: scavenger receptor cysteine-rich type 1 protein M130-like
Exons: 4
Coding region: 2-1078 (358 amino acids)
Cellular component (GO): membrane
Source: RefSeq, a predicted model, not a curated record